AGAUGUGUUGCGAUCUCCUGUCCACACGCUCCAAAUUGUCUGCGCAGAUGUUUGAACCCACAUAGAUUUGAGACGAUUCGCUCAAACCUCCAACUCCAAUUUCGAGGUCUGCACACAUCUCAUGUCGGUGCAAAUCUUCUGUCCACACGCAGUGAUCUGUCUGCGCAGAUGUGAUGUGCACAGACGUUUGCGCAGACAUAUCGUUAGAAUUUCGUCAUUUUCUACACAGACACCACUGGAACAUAUCAGUAAACGAUCCUCUUUGACACAACAACUUUGUUGUCUGCUAAUAAUGUCAAAAUAGACACGUUACGUAAUGGUAAAGAGGGGCGCGGGGGAUUCGCGUGGUUAACAGUGCAAAACUGAUUUCUGCAGAGUGGAUGUGCAUCAUUAUGUCAUAACACCGGGCGUAAAUAUUUGCGUUAUAUAUAUAAGAAACAACGCAAAACAGUUGAAAGAAUAAUUUAUGUCAACAAAAUAUUUUAAAAAAGCAGAUCACAAUGCCGUUAAAAACAGCUGUAGCUCUCAGCCGAUUUUCAAGAGUUUAUUGCUUUCACCAAAGAAUUAGAAAUGUAGCAUACUAUUCAACAGCUCCUAAUAUUGAUAUUCAAGAGACCCCAGAAACGCGAGAAACUCAGUGUUGGCAAAUACACUCCUAUGGCGGUGUGGAAGAAUUAAAACUUUCAAACCUUACGAGACCUCCAAAAGUACAGAAGCCAGAUGAAGUUAUCGUGAAGGUGCACGCCGCAUCGGUCAAUCCGAUUGAUGUUGCAAUUCUGGGUGGUUAUGGGUCAGUGUUGCUAAAUAAAAUGCGUCAAGUGGAGAGCUGUGAUUUUUCUACUCCUGUAAUAGAAUUUCCACUGACCCUUGGACGAGAUUUCUGUGGUACUGUGGAAUACAAAGGCUUAGGCGUUCGUCAUCUGAGUAUUGGAGAUGAAGUAUGGGGUGUACUACCACCACAUAGGCAAGGAAGCCAUGCUCAGAGGAUUGUUGCCCCAAGUUCUUUGGUGCAGAGGAAACCAAGAAAUCUGAACCGUGUUGAGGCAGCAUCAUUAUUAUAUACUGGUGUAACUGCAUGGUCAGCUCUCAAGAUAUCAGGAGACUUGUUUCUUUUACCUGCACAUGGGAGGAGGGUUUUAGUUCUGGGAGGUUCAGGUGGUGUUGGCACUGUAGCUGUGCAACUGUUAAAAGCGUGGGGCACACAGGUUGUUGCAACCUGUGCCACUGAUGCAGUACCACUAGUUGAAUCUCUGGGUGCAGAUGUGGUCAUUGAUUACACUAAUCCAGAUGCAGAGAUACUUAUCAGAAAAGCAGGAAAAUACGAUAUUAUACUUGAUGCUGCUGGACUUGGUGCUGAUGCUGGACCAGGAUAUGCUGAUUGCCUCAAAAACUUAAGCCUUUCAAAGUACAUCACAUUGAGAUCUCCUUUGUUGAAGAAUGUAGAUGAGUUCGGAAUUGUUGGUGGAAUGCUGAAGAACAUUGCAGAACUUGUUGCUCCAAAUGUAAGAACAGGGCUUUCUAAUCCGACAAGUUCAGUCCGAUGGGGCUUUUUCAUCCCAUCAACAGACGCCAUCACAGAAAUUGGCACAUUAGUAGGGACUGGAAAGAUAAUUCCACUGGUGGAGAAAGUUUAUCCUUUUGAGGAAGUACCUGCUGCCUUUGAUAGAAUGAAAACUGGUCAUCUGAGAGGGAAAGUAGUGGUUGAUAUGGAUUCCAUUAAACAGCAGAGUGAGCAAGCAGUUCAAAGUAGAGAGUAAUUAUUUGUGUUAGUUUAUAUUACUUCAAGUUUCCAUAGGCACAUCUGUUUGAAUACCUUUCUGCAAAUAACAAGAAGACUGGUUGAACAGCAGUUGAAAUAUUUUUACUUUAAAUUGGCAUUUACCAUUACAGGAAUCACUUAAAACUGAGACCUACUUAUUUUUAUUCAACUUUAAUUUUGCUUUUGUAGCCCUUGCUCUGAAUGUUAUGUAAUGCUACCAUUUCUCUGAAAUUAUCAUCCUGGAUAAAAACUGGAUGGUUUAAGAACUUUUCUCAAAAACUAUCUGUGGGUACAGACUUGAGAAUGUGAACUUGUUUCUCAUAUGUAUUUAUGAACUUUCAGUGGUAACACUGACUUCAAAUAGUGUGAUCAUUGCACUCUAAAACAGUAUCCCAUUUAUUUGUGGGUGUAAAUUAUUCCUUCUAAAGUGUGUUUACACUGUCAUAUUCAUUUAAACAAAUAUAUAUUAAAAAUGUAAUUUUUUGUUCUUAACUGUACGGAAAUGGAUAAAAAUAAACGUCACAUUAAUUAUCUUGUCAAUCAGAAGAUUUACAGUACAAUUCUCACACUAAAACUGUGUAUGUAACUGAUGUUGUCUAUCUAAUUAUGUCUGACAAUAUAUAGUUUGUAAACAUUU
Schistocerca gregaria is the source of this 2396-nucleotide messenger RNA. RefSeq names its product reticulon-4-interacting protein 1 homolog, mitochondrial. The transcript has 6 exons. The coding region runs from base 501 to 1757 and encodes 418 amino acids. Lineage: Eukaryota; Metazoa; Arthropoda; Insecta; Orthoptera; Acrididae. Gene Ontology annotation, cellular component: mitochondrion. The record is from RefSeq and is a predicted model, not a curated record. Gene Ontology annotation, molecular function: oxidoreductase activity.